Messenger RNA from Penicillium atrosanguineum, 927 nucleotides. RefSeq lists its product as uncharacterized. The transcript is spliced from 4 exons. Bases 1 to 927 code for a protein of 308 amino acids. The record is from RefSeq and is a predicted model, not a curated record. Lineage: Eukaryota; Fungi; Ascomycota; Eurotiomycetes; Eurotiales; Aspergillaceae.
AUGACUUCCAACCAGCGGAGCCGGCCGCUGACCCAAUGGAACCUCGGCGCCUUCACGUACUCUGCAAGUGGCAAUUCAUCUAACACGCUCGCAUCGCCUCCGGAGGCCAAGCAGAAAGAAGCAGCAAAGCCGCCGGCCACUCCACCGCCGUUGGCUAUGCCCAGGCCGUCCCGUCCAAAGGAUCCCCUCCCGCCGCCGCAGAUCCCAACCCUGUCGGAGAAUCCUUGGUCGACAUACGAAGAGGUCUUGUCGUUCCCAAAACGGCAAGUGUGUUUGGCACGGCGCCGCGGAAAUUACGCCGAGUUGGUCAAUGUGCAGCAACUCAGGCAGGACCCGUCGUCGGUCGCGCACGUAGUCGAAACGGUCAACCGAGUCAUUCACCCCAGCUUCCUCCAUCUAGUUCGGUGCUAUCGACAUGCCAAUCGCUCGUUCCUGAUCUGGGAGCCGACCGAGUUCUCCUUGACCCAAGUGCUGGGCUCGGCAUGCACAAUCAGUGAAGUUGAGAUUGCCUCGAUUGUUCACGCGAUUCUGAAAGGUAUCCAGCAUCUUCGUGACCGAGGGAAGGCCCUAGCCACCCUCGACAACGACCAAAUUCUGUUCACGGAGGCGGGCGCGGUGAAAAUCGCUGGAGUGGAAAGGAGCUGUGACAUUGACCCGUCAGUGAUGAAUGCGGAUACUCUGAAGCUGCGCAAGCUGGCAGAAACUGUCCUCCGUCUGAUGAAAAAAAACGGGGCCCACCACGCGUGGAGCCCGGCGGCUCAAGGGUUGCCGGAGAAGCUGAGAACCGAGCCUUUGGAUCGUCUGUUACAGGAUGAGGUUUUCACACAGUCAAAUGAUGGAGGAGAGCUGAAAUCAUUGGUCAGCGUGGUGAACAAGACUGCUUUUCAUAACUUUGGCUUCCCAGCCCAGAAAGAGAAUCCCCUGUGA